AUGUCCUCCAGGUACCUCUUCCCCAAAGCCUACACGGAGACGCGCUACACGGCCCCCGGCCGCCCGACCCACCAAAAGCUGAAACCGGAGGACCACUGCUUCUAUCAUGGCACUGUAAGGAACAUGGCUGUGUCCAGCGUGGCUCUCAGCACCUGCCAGGGGAUAAGGGGCCUGAUCACCCUGGGCGGGAACCUCAGCUACGUCCUGGAGCCCAUCCGGGGCCUGGGAGCACAGCACCGCCUUUACAGACUGGAACACCUCCCGCUGCCCAUCGGCGUCUGUGGGCUCCCAGGCUUCCCAGGCUUCCCGCCACCCGGCGACUCGCACCACCCAGACCCACUGCCCGCCGUCAACCACACCCGGCAGCGCCGACCUCGACCUCGCAGGAUGAAAAGGGACGAGUUGCACACCACGAAGUUCGUUGAGCUGUACCUGGUGGCCGACUACGCAGAGUUUCAGAAGAACCGGCGCGACCCAGAAGCCACGAAGCACAAACUCAUGGAGAUCGCCAAUUACGUGGAUAAGUUCUACCGAUCCCUCAACAUCCGCAUCGCCCUGGUGGGCCUGGAGGUGUGGACACACGGCGACCAGUGUGAGGUGUCCCCCAACCCCUACUCCACCCUCUGGUCCUUCCUCAGCUGGCGCCGCAAGCUGCUGACCCGGAAGAGCCAUGACAACGCGCAGCUGAUCACGGGCGUGCCCUUCCAAGGUACGACCAUCGGCCUGGCCCCGCUCAUGGCCAUGUGCUCCGUGUACCAGUCGGGGGGCGUCAGCAUGGACCACUCCGAGAACGCCAUCGGCGUGGCGGCCACCAUGGCCCACGAGAUCGGCCACAACUUCGGCAUGAGCCACGACUCUGAGAACUGCUGCCAGGCCAGCGCCGAGGAUGGAGGCUGCAUCAUGGCGGCCGCCACCGGCCAUCCCUUCCCCAGGGUGUUCAACAACUGCAACCGGCGGGAGCUGGAGCGCUACCUGCUGUCGGGCGGGGGCAUGUGCCUGUCCAACAUGCCGGACACCAGCACCAUGUACGGCGGCCGCAGGUGCGGGAACGGCUACCUGGAGGAGGGGGAGGAGUGCGACUGCGGUGAGGAACAGGAGUGUGACAACCCCUGCUGUAACGCCAGCAACUGCACCCUGCGGCCGGGCGCCCAGUGUGCCCACGGCGCCUGCUGCCAGCACUGCAGGCUGCUGGCCCCCGGCACCCCCUGCCGCACGCGGGCGCGGCAGUGCGACCUCCCCGAGUUCUGCACGGGCACGUCCCCCCACUGCCCCACCAACUACUACCAGAUGGACGGCACGCCCUGCGAGGGGGGCCAGGCCUACUGCUACAACGGCAUGUGCCUCACCUACCAGCAGCAGUGCCAGCAGCUGUGGGGGCCCGGGGCCCAGCCUGCGCCUGAUCUCUGCUUCGAGAGGGUGAAUGUGGCCGGGGACACCUUUGGGAACUGUGGGAAGGACAUGAACGGGGAGCACAGGAAGUGCAGCAUGAGAGACGCCAAGUGCGGGAAGAUCCAGUGCCAGAGCUCGGAGGCGCGGCCCCUGGAGUCCAACACCGUGUCCAUCGACACCAACAUCGAUAUCGAUGGCCGGCGCAUCCGCUGCCGCGGCACCCAUGUCUACCGCGCCCCCGAGGAGGAGGGCGACAUGCUGGAUCCGGGGCUGGUGAUGACCGGGACCAAGUGUGGCUACCACCACAUCUGCUUCGAGGGCCAGUGCAGAAACACCUCCUUCUUCCACAUGGAAGGCUGCGAGAGGCAGUGCAACGGCCGCGGGGUCUGCAACAAUAAGGGCAACUGCCACUGUGACAGGGGCUGGGCCCCGCCGUUCUGCGACAGGCCGGGCCAGGGGGGCAGUGUGGACAGCGGGCCCCUGCCUGCCGAACACGCCGGCGCCGUGGUGGCCGGGCUGGGCAGCGCCGUCUUCCUGCUGGCCUGCCUGCUGCUGGGCCUCCGCUGCUACCGCCGCAACCCCAAGCUGGGCAGGCUGGCGCCCUGGACACUGCCCAGCGCGCUGCAGCAGCGCUUCCGCUGCCCCUUCAGGGUGUCUCAGAACAGCGGGACAGGCCACGCCAACCCCACUUUCAAGCUUCAGACCCCCCAGAGCAAGAGGAAGGUGACCAACACCCCGGAGACCCUGCGGAAGCCCUCCCAGCCUCCUCCUCGGCCCCCUCCAGAUUACCUGCACUGUGGCUCCCCCCUGGCCCCCCCACCCCCGCACCCCAGCAGGCCGGCCAGGCCUCCCCCAGGGUCUGGGGUCUCCGUGGAGAGGAAGGAGUCCGCUCGGGGGCCUCCCCCGAGCCGGCCCGUGCCCCCCGCCCCACUCUGCUUCACCUCCCAGGACCUCUCCAGACCUCGGCCGCCCCAGAAGGCGCUGCCCGCCAACCCAGUGCCCAGCCGCAAAGGCCUGCCCCGGCCAGGUGGCGUCCCCGUCCUGCGGCCCCCAGUGACCACCCCUCAGCAUCCACGGCCUCUAGCCGCCCCAAUCCCAAAGCUUCCUGAGUACAGAUCACAGAGGGUCACGGGUAUGGCCAACUCCAGGAUCUAGAACCCUCCGCGGCUGGCAACUCUGCGUCCCUCCCCCGUGGUCAGCACGCCGGACUCUCCUCCCGCCUGCCGUCCCCCUCCCGG
Sorex fumeus (smoky shrew) is the source of this 2627-nucleotide messenger RNA. It is a transcript of the gene ADAM19, whose product is annotated as ADAM metallopeptidase domain 19. NCBI's taxonomy places the organism in Eukaryota, Metazoa, Chordata, Mammalia, Eulipotyphla, Soricidae. Gene Ontology annotation, molecular function: metalloendopeptidase activity. Gene Ontology annotation, biological process: membrane protein ectodomain proteolysis. The coding region runs from base 1 to 2544 and encodes 847 amino acids. The record is from RefSeq and is a predicted model, not a curated record. The transcript has 21 exons.